Messenger RNA from Saccoglossus kowalevskii, 3840 nucleotides. RefSeq lists its product as uncharacterized. The record is from RefSeq and is a predicted model, not a curated record. Lineage: Eukaryota; Metazoa; Hemichordata; Enteropneusta; Harrimaniidae.
AUGGGCAGUGCAGCAUCUAAAAACAAGAAAAACGUUGACGAACCAAGUCCAAAGUAUGAAGUUAAUAACAAAGGACUACAGGCAAUACCCGAUGAACUAUUCGAAGACGAUGACAGGCAACAGACUGAGGACAUAUUCGGCAUUGAGAGUGCAAAGUAUCUUCAUCACCUCGAUGUCAGUGAGAACAAAUUCCGUAGUCUAUCAGAUGAGCUGUUCACAUUACCUAGACUAAAACAUCUCCUUGUUGCGAGCAACAUGCUUGUGCACAUCCCGGAAACCAUCAACCGUGUACAAUUGUUCAGUCUUGAUUGGAGUAAAAAUGGAGUCACUGUUGUGGAGGAAAGAAUACUGACAGGACAACCAAAGCUGAAAACUCUAAAACUUGGAAGCAUGUGUUCACUUGAUAGUAGUGUCAGCCUAUCUAUCCCACACAACUUGGGAAAUCUUCUGAAAAGCGUUGAAUAUCUAGAUAUUAGCAACAACCACCUGGAUAUUGACAUCAGCGAGCAAGAGGAAGGUAUACUUGAAACAAUCUGCCUUAUGAACCGACUCACACAUCUGAAUGUGGAGGGAAACAAUAUCAAAUGCAUACCAAGCACUAUUAAUAACUUAACACAGUUACAACACUGUCUCCUACAAAUUAACGAACUCAAAACGCUCCCCGUACUUGUGUUACGCAGUCUGAAGCAUUUUAAUUUGGACCAUAACUCUCUUGGAGAUGUUACAGUAGUCCAUUUCAAUAAGAUGAAAUUAGGCUAUUUGUCAGUACGUUACAAUGAGAUUGAAAUUCUGCCCGUGUCUCUUGCUCAACCAUACCUGGAAGUACUCCAUCUAGAUGGCAAUAAGCUGACAGAUGUGUCGAAUAUCAACUUCAAGAAGAUGGUCAAACUGAAGAAAAUCUCUCUAAAAGGCAAUAAUCUGGAGUCACUUCCAACGGAACUGGUGAACAUGAACUGUCUUGAAAUAGUUGAUGCCGAAGACAACAAGAUCGAGAGUUUACCAUCCACUGUCUCUUGUGAACAGUUAAAGGAAAUGAAGCUCUCCAAUAACAAGAUAACAAAAUUUCCUGACCAGUUGAGUGACUCUAAAUGUCUUGAAAUAUUGGAUCUGUCAGGAAAUGAAAUUUCUGAUGUUAAAAAUGUCGGUGAUGAUGUUGAUGUAAUGGAGAAUCUCAAAACAGUUAACCUGAGUAACAACAAGAUAGUUCGCGUUCCAAUAGAGUGUUUACAGAGUCCGAACCUAGUGCAUCUAGAUGUGGGCGGAAAUCAAUUGGAAGCCGUACCUGAAGUUCUCAGUCUACAGAAUUUGAAAGUGUUAAGUGUUGAAAACAACGACUUGGUUGUUGUGCCAGCUGCUGUUUUUCAGCAUGAUAAUCUUGAAGUAUUUCUUGCAAAAGGAAACCGAAUCCACACCAUAUCAAAUAAAAUACCAACCCCAGAAGAACAUUGUAGUAAAAUCCACACAUUUGAUGUUAGUGACAACCGUCUCCGUUCAGUUCCCAGAACAAUUCAAAAUAUGGAGAAUCUUCAGAAAGUCAAUGUAUCAGACAACCAAUUGUAUUUCCUACCCGAGGGUCUGGCAGAACUUGAAAGCCGAAAGGCCACAUCUGACAUGGAGGCCCCAAAGGCACAAAUCCUUGUAGGGGGAAAUCUCUUACGGGAUAUUCCUGAGACGGUAGACAAGACUAAACCACUGACAGAAAUAUUAGGUCACAUUCAACAGGCAGAGAAUAGACCCGAACCACCAGAUUUGUCAAAAAUCAAAAGAGGGAAGAUGUUCUUCAUUGGUUCCCAGGGAGGAGGUAAAAGCACGCUUCUCAAGAACCUUCUUAGUAAUAGUGUCCGACAACCUGGAAUGUUUAAAGACACUGAUGACAAAGUUAAUAAUAAUGAGACUGAUGUUGACAAGUGGUCAAAUGAAGAAAGCUUUGGAAAGAUUCAGCUUGGAUAUAAUGGAGUAGCUUUCAUGGAUAGUGUUAUCUGGCCAAUAGCUGAUGAUAUAGAUAUUUCCGUGACAGAUUGCAGUGGUACCACCAACUUUCAAUCUGUAUACCAAUUAUUCUAUGUACCAAACGCUUUGUAUACCAUCAUUGUGAAUCUCGAGCAAUACUAUCCAAUCACAGAUGAGACAUUUCAGCUUCACAUUGCAUCCUGGAUCAAAGACAUUUUCACGUGCAUUGGUGGUGAAUUUAUCAUUAAUAUCAUUGGUACCCAUGGCGACAGAUUGACUGAACAGCAAGUUUUAGAGCAUGCUUCUUUUAUUGAAGAAAGACUAAAGAAAAUGUUUAAUGAAAUGAAGAGUCAAUUGAAAGGAGAUUACUUGGUCUUUACAUCUCCGUGUAAAGUAUUACAUAAUCAGUAUACCACCAGUGGUUUUGAAGGCAAAUCUGCCAUUAAGUAUUGUGAACAGCAGCUGCUCGAUACAGUUCAAAAUCCAGAUAACCGCCUUCUUCCUAUUGAUGAUCAAUCUCUUUUCAAAGACAACAAGCCUCCAUCUAUCACAAAAAUGUUAAGAUUUGAGAAGUUAUUAGUGAACAAGAAAGAGGAUCAUGAUCCACUGACAAGAGUUCGAUUGACCUAUUCAGAAUUUGAAGCUAUUGGAAAGAAAUCUGGACUGAAAACACAUGAAGUGGAUGAUGCAAUUGAAUAUAUGAGGAGAGUUGGUGUAGUUCAGUAUUACUCCAAAAUAUAUAGCCUCAACGAGUACAUCUUUCAUAACCUCGAUUUUUUAACUGAUAUCCUUCAAACAUUCCUUGGCAAAGACCAGAAAGAUUUAUUGAACCAAAACAACUUUCCACAUGGGUAUCGAGACAUUACAUUUGGUGUGGUACGGCAAGCAUUCACACAGAAAGCUAUUUUAUCUGAAGAUGUAAUACGGGAUUGCAUCAUCAAUCAUUUGGAACUUGAUGAGGAUGCUGUAAAGUUGGUGCUUGAUGUGUUAGUAGGUUUUGGUAUCUGUUAUGACGUAUCUCCAGAAGGCAACAAUGAAUCAUUUCUUCAUGUACUCGAGGAUCAUGAAGCUCCUCCCAGAGUUGUCAGAUUCCCAAUGUUUCUAACAUCAACAAUGAAAUUACCGGUUAACUUCAUGCCCGUGUUUGAAACCAAACUGGCAUUUCCAUGGGUGUUUCCAAAGAGGCUUAUGAGUGAAUUUGUGUGCAUGAUACACAAAUAUGUAAAGAAGGAAUGGAAAGAUGGAUUCCACUGUGAAAUAAAAGGAACGCCUGUGGUAGUAAUGGUCCAAAAACCACGUGGUCAGAGUAGCAAAUCACUGGUCAUCCAAACACAAUUAAAGACUGAUUUGGGUAAAACCUUUGAUGUCUUGAAUGAUGAUGUUAUUGGUAGACUGAGAGAUCUAAUACGCAAUAAAUGGCCACACCUGAGAUUUAACAACCAUUUGAGAGUGAUCUGUCCCCGUGAUACUGGAUGCAGGGAAGAGUUAAACAUGGCUGCACAUGGUCAGUGGAAGGUAUUUCCCCGAGAAUUAUCUGAGGUGCAAACAAUGAUGGAUGAUUGUGAAUAUAGAAAAGAAGGACGAGAAGUGAACGUGGCUGUCGACAUUGUUGUAGAGAAGCUGAAACCCGAGAAGUGGAAACUCCUGGCACCGAAUUUAGGGAUUCCACUCACGACCGUGAAAAGCAUCGAUGAAGAAAGUAUGGACGAUAAGCAGAAGUUAUGGAAGUUGCUGCACAUGUGGAAAGAUAAAUAUAAAAGCAGCGAUGCAAUUAUCAAAAUGUCCCGUGAAAAAAUGAUCAAUGCUCUUCGAGUGCAUGGGGAAAAUAGUUUGGCAGAAGAACUGGAACAUCUUGGUAUCGAUAGCUGGGGAUCUGUGUCGAGUAACUAA